AUGAAAGGAAGAGCAAGGCCCGAGGUCUUCGAUGCUGAGGCAUCUGCAAACUUCAAUCGCCAACUUAUUGGUGCAGUUCUGAAGCAGUGCCCACAGCUGGCUGAUCAAAUGGUGAAGAUCUUGAAGUUGCUGAAAGGUUUGCAGAUCCAAGGAGUGGCUCCCAUGCAUUCCUUCCUCGGUUUGCUGCAGGAUGGCAUCACAUGUACACAACAGGGCAAGUGGUGGGCAUGGCAUAGCAAGAAGGCUAAAGACUCGCGGAGAAAGGGAGGCACCAAGGAAGCAAAGCUCGACAAGUCGACGGGAAUGGUCACGAAGAUGAUGGUACAAACCAUGGGAAUUUGCUCAGCAUUGGCGGCCGUGAUGAACAAGGCAGCUGUCCUUAUCCUCGAGCGGGUUAAUCAGGCAGGCGGAGCGGCAUCAGUGCGAAGCGGGAAAAGCCACAAAAGCGCCAAAAGUGCCAAAAGUGCCAAAAGUGCAAAAAGUCAAAGGACCCAAGAAUCCACAAAUGUUGAAGAGACAGAAGAUCCUCGUGAAUCGCGGGACAGCCUGAGUGUUAUUUGCACUGAAGCCAUUUUUGAAGCGUUGGAGUGGGAAGUAGAUUGGACAGCUCCAUCUUCUUCGAACUACGGAAUCAAUGCAGGGCCGCUGAAAAAGAAGUUGGAUGAGCUGGCCAAGAUUUUGGCUGGCACCCAAACUGGAGCGAUUCCCGAGGCGCUUGAGACGGUUAUGCACACACCAGUUGAACUCGCUGAAAUGUCCGUGAGACAAGCAGCUUGUUCCAGAGAGGCAGCCGAAACUGUGGAGCGUGCAAGGCGCAAUCACCUUUGUCCUUUGAACGGCCCAUUAGCCAACGAGCUUGCGAUUCUGACUGUUCUGGCAUUAGUGCAGGCAGCUCCCAUGAACCUUGACUGUCAACCCAGCAAUGAAAAGACCUUGCAGCGAAUAGAUAUUUGUGUGCUUCGAAGUGGGCUCGAAGUUGCAACUGCUGAAGUAAAAGGUGAUAUAGCCAAAGCGAGGAAGGAGAUGAUGAAGCAAGGAAGAACCCAAAGAAAACCUGGCAAAAAGUGGCUGGUUGGUGGGCGCUUUGGCAACCAGAGCACGGAACCGGUGACAAUUGGCAAGAUCUUGAGCACUCAGAAGGACCUGCCACCUGCGGAUAUUUGCGCUCUCUUGGACUUUCAAGAUCCUACUGUCCAAAGCAGUCUUGACCGUGGUGGUGAUGAUAGUGAUGAAGAAGCGAGAAAGCGAGCUGACAAGCCAAAGCAUCGCAGGAAGGAAAAUGUGCACAUUCUCCCACACAAACCAACCUUUGGAUCUAUGAGCACGUUGCGAUUUCAACUGAAUGUUCUUCGGUAUGUGCUGGACUUCCAAAGCUUGCAAGAGGAAGCAAUCCAGGAGGAGGAGUUGAGACAAGAGGAACGGCAAAGAGAAAUCACUGAAGACGGCGAAAAUUGCACAGAACUCUUGACGUCAGGAGAAGUUGUCACUUUUGAUCCUUACUACUAUGAUAGCGUGGAAGAACUCAGCGAAAACAGCGAGGAGAGCAAGAGCAGCUCUGAGACCAGCUCUAGUGAGGAAAGUGAGGAUCACAGUGGAAGCAGCCAAGAUACAACAAAAGAAGUAUCGAAGUCACAGACUUUGCGUGGCUUCAAAGGAGGAGGACGAACCAAAAGAAUUCUGGCCGCGGGGGCGGCAGUAUCAUCCUUCUUCUCCAUGUUUCGAGGGAGCGAAGAAGCGCAGAGAGCUCGAAUGAGGGCCCGUGUGGCCCGCAGAUUUCGUGAGCUUGAUGAAGACGGUGAAGGUAUUCAGCUGGCUGAUGUGGCAACUCUUUUGACUGAUGUUCUGGGCCUGCAAUUGGACAGAGAUGCAAUGCUCCGGCUGGCCGCAAACGUCUUUGAUAAUGCGGAGAAGAAUGAGCAAGAACUUCUUCAACUGCCGGAAGUGUUGAAAUCUCUCGAUUCUGUAACCACAGACUUUAAUGCUUUGGUGAAAAGGCGGCAGCAGCAUAGUUCUGGACAAUCGGGCGAGGAGGAAACUUCCUGGACAUGUGUACGGCGGUUAGCUGGAAUGGUUAUCCCGCCGGACUCUCCAGGGUUGAGAGCCUGGGAUUUGUUCCGACAGUUGGCGGUUGUUUAUUUCAUGCUGGAGAUCCCUAUGCGUUUUGCCUUUAUCAACUUCGACCAGUUGCCGCAAAACGAUGCAAGAGUUCUGCUGGCUCUCAACUUGUGCAUGGAUAUUUUCAUGCUGUUGAGCAUGAUGUUGACGUUCUUGCGAGGUUAUACCAAGAGCUCGGGGGUGACCGUAAUUGAUUUCCAUCAAAUCCGUGUUCGGUACAUGCUCAGUACAUUCAGUUGGGAUAUCCUGGCAUGCUUUCCACUGGAUCUCCUUGUGGCUGGCUUCCAGGCCUCUAGAGACUAUGCAACAUGGAGACUUUUUAAACUGGUGCAUUUGAGGCAUUUCUGGAGUGACUCGAGCCCAUCUCAAGGCAAGGAAGGAGGCUUCUUAGUGACGACUGUUCGGAUAAUGUUGCAAGUGUACGUGCUUUUGCACUUCACUGCUUGUGGCUUUUGGUACAUCAGCAAUGGUUGGCCUACAGAGCAGGAGCUGAUUGAACAGCAAAAUGUGGCCUCUGAAGCCAGCGGAUGGUUCCGCCGAUAUGAUGGAAUGGGUUUUGCGGCAGGGCUGUUCAACCAGGCAUAUGUGCCAGUGUUUGAGCAGUACAUGAUUUGCCUUUGGGCAAUGAUGUGCCUGCUGACAAAUGACAGUCAUUAUCAGAUCAGCUCGACGACUUGGCUGGAGCUUGGCUGGGUGAUCGGCAGUUUCGUGGUUUCUAUUGCUGUCACAGGUCACAUUGAUGGCGCCCUUGUUGGGAAGGUCAUCUCCCAAGAUCAAAGCACAGUGGAAGAUCGUGUGAUGCGAGCUCGGGUAGACAACUUCAUCCAAAAUGCAGGGCUGCCUGUUGAACUUGCAGAGCAGAUUCGUCUUUCCACUGAUGCUGGUCACAGUGUCAGCCGAGGCUCGAAAGCCGAGAAGUCUACGGCCACCGACAUACGGACCAUGGAGUCAGUUUUGCAGAGUUUGUCUCGCGGGUUGCUGACCCGAGUUGGCCGCCGCGUUUUCCUAAAGUGGCUUCAAGGGGUGCAGCUCUUCAAAGGGUGCUCGGAGCCAUUUCUUCUGCAGCUCGCCACCAGAUGUCGGCAGAUCACGCUAUCUGCAGGCUCCUUCAUUUGUAGAGUGGGUGAGCCCUCGUCCUUUCUGGUGAUUCUUCGCUAUGGCUCUGUUCAAAUCCGUGACACAAGCAAUGAAGAAAUCGAUCGAGCGGAGGAAAAGGGAACAGCAUUCUGCGAUAUCUCUUGCAUGUUUGGCUUGAGACACAAGACGUCAAUCAUUUGUGAGGAGGAGACGCAGCUUGUCAAGCUACAAGUGGAGGAUUUGAAUUUUGCGUUGGAACUGUACCCCAAAGACAGGGAGCAGAUCAACAACAACGUGCUGGAGAUCAUGCCAGAGACUGCUGAUUUGACAGAACAGGAGAACGACGGGGCAGCCAUGGGUGCCAUUGCGCCCAUCAUGGCGAACAUCAUCGGGACCAUGAGCGGGAUGGGAGACGACCAUGAUGAUGGGCGCCAGUCUCUCGACAGGCGGAAGCGUAGAGCCAUGGGCAAGGUGGACCUGGUUGCAGAUUUAUCCAUCCAUGACCUGAAUUUGGAAGGCGUUGCUCAUGUGCGAAAUGUGAUCAACAAAAUGUUAGAGGAGAAAGCGCAACAACGAGUCAGCGACUUUAUUGAGUUUGCGGCAAAUGGGAAGUGGGAGAAAAUGGAAGCGAUGCUGAAAGACCGCGAGGUCACGGUAGAUUCAAAAAAAUGGGAUUCCAGGAGUGCGUUGCACGUGGCUGUGUCGGAAGGCCACUUGAAUGUGGUAGAGCGGCUUGUAAGUGACUGGUCGGCCACCCUGACGCUCGAAGAUAGAUUUGGCAACACUCCUUUGGACGAUGCCGUGAGAGAACGCCGUGCAGAAGUUGCUGAGUUUCUGGUGGAGGCAAGCGCAGAGUUCAAAGGCGGCGUAGCAGCUGCGGUGCAACUCUGUGAAGCUGCAGCAGAGGGCGACACGUCUCAGCUGGAGCUGCUCGUCGAGGUGAUUGGGGUGGACCCAAACCUUGGUGACUACGAUAACAGGACUGCGCUUCACUUGGCUGCUUCCAAUGGUCAUUUGGAAACCAUCACGCGCAUGCUGGAGUUCGGAUAUCUGGAUGCUUGGUGGCAAGAGGAUCUCAGUCCACUGGACCGGUUUGGCCAGACUCCUUUGGAUGAUGCGAUUCGCCACGAGCACGUGGCCGUACAAAAGCUGCUUGGCAUGAGCUUGAACUUAUCGCUUCUUAAAAGUGAAGGCGCUCAGAUGGGCAGUGUCGAAUUCGGCGUUGCGCUCUGCGAAGCAGCCGCCAACAAUGAUACUGACAAAAUCAGGCAGAUGAUUGAAGCAGGUGUCAGGGCCGGGAUGGCCGACUACGACUAUAGAACGGCUUUGCAUUUGGCUUCCUCCAAUGGACAUUUGGAGACAUGUGUGUUUCUUUUGCGUGAAGGACGUGUAGAUCCAAAUCCUUUGGAUCGAUUCCUCAACACACCACUUGAUGAUGCCAUUCGUCAUGGACACAAAGAUAUAGUAGAGCUCCUGAUGAAAUACAAGGGGAGGCCGUCCGAUGACGAUGAAUACUUGAGCACAGUGAGGGAUGACUUUUUGAAGAAAAUGGAAGAAGAAAAGGCCCGAAAAGACACAGACAAGCUGGAGAAAGAGCUGAAGACCCAUCGUUUAUCUGAUGUCAUGGAUCGUUUGUCUCGAUUAGCUUCAGACAUGGAGGAUGACAUUCACAACUUCAAGACGGCAGCUUCAAAUAUUCGAUACGCUCUCUGCCGCAUUUUGCACAUGUCCAUGUUCCUACAAGAUGAUUCAAGCCACAGCCGAGCUGGAUAUGAAAAGUUAGCCCAUGACAUGGAGGAAGGCAAUCUCACUACCCAAAAGCUGGUCCCUUUGAUGGAGCGAGACUUGAAGCAAUUGGACAGCAGUGCCUCUCGGAUUCUGAAGCACAUUGCGGGUGAGCUUCAACCAUGUUUGCAUGCAGCUACCAACAAUUCUCACACCAGAGGCUUGGUGAGGCUGUUGAUGCCAAACUUCUCGCAGGAUUUAUCAAACCUGAUUUCAGGUGUUAAUCAUGUGAAGGCCCUUUUGCCAAGAUUAAUCUCGCAAAUCGUUACUCCAGCAAAAGGGCCUGGCCUGGGAUAUGAUUGCCGCGCCUUUGGCCUGCUCUACCAGAGGUUUUCAAGCCGUCGAUGUGCCGAUGUGCAGGAAAUCCUGCAAAGCGCUUUGCAGCUGCUCUGUGUCACAUCGUUCGGGAAGCAAGAGGCCGCCUGGCCAAGCAAACCAAGAGCUCGCGCGGCUGCGAAACUGUUCAAGGAGUCCAACGUGACAAACUCCCUUACGCACAGCAUUGAGCGGCCUCCAUUCAAGCCACCGGCAGAGCUGCUGAUUGCAGCACAAGCUGAUCAUUUUUCAAAAGCUAGUGAAGAUGAUGAGAUGUCUGAGCUCGAAAAGAGCUUGAAAAAGCGGCAGCUCAGACGCGAAGUAGCUUGUGCCGUCAACCUUCGGGAACGAUCUGCCCGUUAUGUCUAUGGGCGUGAUAGUGAAGGAUUUGAGGCUCAAAUGCGGCAGGAAGCUCGAGAACUUGCCUCGUCGCAGUUUGGCCCAGAGCUGCUGCAGGCUCUCGGAGAGAUGUACCUAGCGCGCUCUGAGAUCUACUUGGCCAACGAGAUGCAUGGCCGGAUCUCAUUGACCAAGUCCCGAGCAUCAAUGAAGCACAAUAGUCUGGUUCUAAAGCACCGCCUUCGCUUUUACAAGAACGCUGCUGGAAGCCUCAUCAAAGCCGGCAAGGUGUACAGUGCUGCGACAAAGGUUUCCAAGGAAUUGAAGGAAGAGCAACCUGAAUCUCAAUCAGGUGAGCCUCCUGUGACAGAGGAGCAAGCACAGCAGGUUGAAGCUGCGAUGGAUGAUGCUCUGCCACUCUUCCUUCAGACUGCUUGGUCCUACGUGGUCCAAGAUAUCGACCGGACAGUCAGAGAUGUUGGUCGGAAGUUCCUUCAAGACAAAUCUGUGCCGUGGCAGAUUCGGAUCCGGAGAGCGCAGGCCUUGCAGCUUUUGGGCGAAAUUUUCCAAACAGAGGCUGCUGCUGCAAAAUCUGCAGGACAAGAGCCAGGCACAGCCGAUGGCACAGCAAAGGCUGUGCUCCAAGAGGCUAUGCUUGGAGCAAUGAGAUGAGACCAGCCCUUUCCGGCACUGCGUGGCUUAACAGGCAUUAUGCGCCACUUCUGAGGCGUUUUUUGAUUAUCUCCUUGAGUCUUUGAAGAUUCUCAAGUUACCUUUUGCGGCGAUUGCACAGCCAAUGCGCAGCCAGCUCAAUCUUUGGCCACAUUGGGUACGAAACUUUGUACAGGAGCCAAGGCCCAGGCUGCAUAGAGCGAAAGCACAGAACUGAUGUAGAAUGCGGAAA
Molecule: messenger RNA, 6535 nt
Organism: Cladocopium goreaui
Lineage: Eukaryota; Dinophyceae; Suessiales; Symbiodiniaceae
Source: the annotation of a GenBank genome assembly